AUGUCGUCCAUCAAGACAACAGUGAAAACGGAGGCGUGCUCCUUUAGCGAGUACAGGAUAUACCCAGGCAGGGGGCAGAAAUUUAUUGCAAGGGACGGAAAAGUCUACUUUUAUUUAUCAUCCAAAUUUGCCUCUCUUGCGCUUCAGAAGAAGAAGGCAGCUAAAUUGAGAUGGACACAGACAUGGAGACGAAAUAACAAGAAGACCAAAAUUGAAACAACUCAAAGGAGGAGGUACAAGAAAACCAUUAAAGUGCAGAAGGCUGUUUGCGGUUUAACCGUCGAGGACAUACGAAACAGAAAGGCCUACGUCCAAAGUAUUGAAGCCAAGAACAAAUCUCGAAUGGCCGGCAAGGAGAAAGAUGACAAGAAAAAAGGAAAGGAUGACAAAAAGAAAAAUCUCGCACACUUCCAACAAAAAAAAGAUUUCUCAAAAUCGAAACAAAUAAACAUGGCCAAGACCAAAAUGCACAAAAUGAUGAAGAAAUGA
This is a messenger RNA of Plasmodium fragile, 489 nucleotides long. RefSeq lists its product as uncharacterized. Gene Ontology annotation, biological process: cytoplasmic translation. Gene Ontology annotation, cellular component: cytosolic large ribosomal subunit. The transcript is spliced from 3 exons. The record is from RefSeq and is a predicted model, not a curated record. NCBI's taxonomy places the organism in Eukaryota, Apicomplexa, Aconoidasida, Haemosporida, Plasmodiidae. Gene Ontology annotation, molecular function: structural constituent of ribosome; mRNA binding. The coding region runs from base 1 to 489 and encodes 162 amino acids.